GGGUGGGACUACAAUGGCGUCCGCAAAGAACACAUCCACAAGCGCUGGACCAUCUGCCCUCGGGGAGGGACGACCUGUACAGCAACCUACUCCUCAGUAUAUGCACACAAAGGGAGCACCAUGGUUUUUGGACUUCGUUGUUUAGGGGGACCUUUUUGGGCCAGCUGUUUUCAUGCGACCCACUUGCGUUACAGACACUGGGGGAGCGGUCAAUGUUCUUCCUCUCAGUACCGUCGUCUUGUGCACGAAGAUUCCUGGAGGUUUGCUCAAGCUGCACACUAACGGCGUGUACGACGAGUGCAUACUGCCUAUCAGAGGUGUUAAAGGUGUGGUGGUGACCAUCAAGAGUUUCGCGGGGCACGGCUCGAACAUGCCGUUGUGCUCUCACUUCAAAGGCCUUUACGAUGGCGGCAGCAAGCGUCUUCCAUCGCCUGAGCAAUAUCUUGAUCUCGCGGUGAUGGUGCCAAAAGAAUGUCCGGUUCUUCCGCCAGAGCAUGUUUUCCGGCUUCUGCCACCCUGUGAGGGGUCGUCCGGCUUGGCUCAAGAAACUCCAGGUACGGUAGUGGGGCGCGGGAGUCCGAUUCAAGAAGCUGGGGGUCGGGUCAAGGGACGCAGCGUUCACACGCAGGUCGGCCUGGAUGCUCCUAGGAACACGUCGGACUUGCAUUCUCAGGGUACAGGGACUCAACGGGUCGGUACUCCGAAAAUUAUCAAGGUCCGCUGCGGCGCCGACACGUAUUCGCUUCGAGAUGAGACGAGAAGAGAUUCAAGCAGAGCGGGGCUAUAUGUUGGAGGGAAUGAGGCUGAAGGGAUGGGCGCUGUCCGCCAAAGCUCUGGCAGGGAGCAGACUCCUUCGGAGAAGAAGAGCGAGCGACAGAGGAUGGUGCAAGAGGAGGUGGUGGAAGGAACCCUCCGCAUGAAGAGGAUGAGAGGAAAACCGGAGGCGUUGAUGGGCGGGGAUGGAGGUGGCGACGGAGAACGUGCCUCGGGAAAGAAGCCGACGAACGAAGAGGGUGGGACGGCAAGUAAGAAAGCGAGGAGGCCAGGCGGUUUGACCAUCCGCGAAGGACAAGCCGCGGGUGGAGGAGAUUCGACUGAUCCAGGCGUUGCGGCCGCGAGAGAACCUUCGGGGAAAUCGAAACGGAAAGUGGCAGCUGAAGAAGGCGAUGGCCAGAAGAAACCUCGAAGGUGGAAGACUGCUGAGGCGGCGAGCGGUGGCGAAGGGCCUGUCGGUCAGGAGUGCGACGAAGCGGCAGCGUUCUGGCUCGAAUACGAGCGGAACGAUGUUGGUGAAAUCGUGGAGAAGGAGCUCCCCGUCCAACUGCUCGUCGACCCCAGGAAGGUCUGCGACAUCCCGCCUUGGGAAAGAUAUUACAACCACCGCAGUCUAAGUUGCGAAACUGUGGACGACAUCAAGGAUGUGAUGCUGAGUCACUUCCGCGAGAAGAAGAUCUGGCCGAAAAACCCUCUCGUUUUGGCACCCAUCUACAAGCCGGUGUCGCGUAGGCCGGAGCAAGCAGACAGGGUUCACAAAGAUGUCUUCAAGCCAGAGGACAAGGACAAGUAYUACUAUUACCCUGUUAACGGACAACACACCGUGGCUGCUGUGAAGGAGUUGGAGGGAAGGCUGAUGGCCAUUCAAGGGAACCCUUCCGGCAAGGAGGCUGAAAAACAAAAGUUCUUCGAUUUCCAAAAGCUGAUUUUGGGAAAGAGUCCGAACGGAGCUCACUGGACGUUGGCACAAAAAGAUUCGUCGCUCGUCGACAAGGACUAUGUCGCUGCAGUUGGCAAUGCAUUGAGGCAGUGGAUGCCGCUCGUGACGGCCGGUGACGACGUUUUCCACAAAGCCAUGGAAUUCUACGCAAAAUGGGCGAAGGGGAAGUUGUUGGGCGGCGACGGCAAGACGCCAUUGUCGAGGCCGGGCAAAUACAUGCCAAACAAAUCUCCGGGUCUGCAAGCAAUUCCGGAAAUGGGCUCGAAAGGGGCGACUGGUGAAACGAAGAUGGGGUGGCUGGUCCGGGUCCCACGGCCUCCGACCAAAAAGAAAACGCAAGCGGGCGACAAGUUUUUCGUGGUGGUGAAGGAGCCAGACAUGUUCUGUUGGCAGUGUCUCGCAGACAUGACCGAUGUCGACAAACUGUCGAUCCUUGACAACAUUCUCGCGCUAAGGGGAGUGUUCGUGCAAUCCGCGGGCGGCCAUAUGAAGCGUCAGCAUAAACCAGGAAUUAAAGACAUGGUCGCGAUGGCGAAAGAAGACUGUGUAAUGCUCCGUAUGUUCCACUACAUCUUGUUCCUUGAAACGGAGGCGGACGAACGUGUUUGACGCUACGGGAGCUCUUUUUUCCGCACCGAGGGGCGGCUUCUGGAGGAGUUCGGGCCGCAGGGCCUCACGA
Molecule: messenger RNA, 2393 nt
Organism: Chara braunii
Lineage: Eukaryota; Viridiplantae; Streptophyta; Charophyceae; Charales; Characeae
Source: the annotation of a GenBank genome assembly